Molecule: messenger RNA, 2855 nt
Organism: Anneissia japonica
Lineage: Eukaryota; Metazoa; Echinodermata; Crinoidea; Comatulida; Comatulidae
Product: transmembrane protein 179B-like
Exons: 5
Coding region: 352-993 (213 amino acids)
Source: RefSeq, a predicted model, not a curated record
CUUUGUCUUCGUUUGGUUUGACGCAGAUAACAAUCUAAUCUACCUGCCCUUUCGAUGACCGAAGUUCAUGUUAGCAGACGGUUAUGAUAAAUUGGCUAUUUGCAGAUGACGUUAACGCCGACAUUAUAUCGAAAUUUCAACAAUGGCGACUAGGCCUAGUAGUAGGCCGAGGUUUCGUGUAUAGAGACUAGUUCAGCAGCGUGUUUAGAGCGUGUGAGGCUGGCUUUUUUAGCGUGUGUCUAUUCCUUUUGUCGGCCGCCGAUGAUUCAUCUAAAGACGCGUUUGAUUCAUCAGUCGUACACCUUCGUGCUGCUUUUGUAUUAAUUAAGGCACUAGGCCUAGUCGUUCACAAUGGCGUCGUGUAGUAGUGUGGAAUUUCGAUAUUCAAUUGUUGAAAUCAUACUGCUUUUCUUGGCCUGUGGAGCAAACUUGGCUACAUUGGCAUUUAUAUCGAUGUCAAGACAUGACAACGAUGGCUCGUGUCUUUUAUUUGCUGACAUACAGGUAAUAUCAAGGAAUGCUGCGGUGCAUCAUUCGAGCAAAUGUCGUUUUCCGAUCAGUGUUCACAUUGCGUCAUUUCUUUACGCGGCCUUCCAUGCGAUCUAUUGGCUAUAUAAACUGAUUCGGGGCCGAGAAGGAUCGAAAUUCCUACAGGUAGUGAGUAUCUUCGCCUACGGAAUUCUAUCCGUUUUACUGUUUGUUGUCUCUAUCCUGAUAACAAUGGGACUGAAAAGUUUGUGCAAUGAAAUAUAUGAUGAGUCACCAAGAAAGCGUGACAAUUGCAGGGAUUACCAGACUAAAAGACUUGGUGACAUCUUCAAAAACCCUGGAUAUGUUAGGUUCUAUGAUAUUCUGCACAAUGCCGAGAUUGCGUCGUGGAUUGCAUUCUCAAUUUGGUUCAUUGUAGCUGCGUUGACCAUGUCGCGCUGCUAUUCCAGAAAACCAGGAUACAUCAGAACACGACUUGAACCAGAUAAACCCGAAGUUAUAUAAAAAUAAACACUGUGCUUUAACUGUAAGUAAUAGGAACGCAUACUGAAGAAUAAAUGUGGCACUGAAGAACGGUAUUUGUCAGUUUGUCGCCAUCCAACGCUGGUGUUCACACGUUAGGGCUCAAAUGUAGGACAUCUUGCUUUUGAUAAGCCUACAUCAGACUUGUCCAUGAUUUGACUAUCAUAUGAUGAAGCCCUGUGUGGACAGAAUGCACUGUAUUCGUUUUUUCUUACAAGAUUUUAUAUGCAGAAGCCAGGUGCAUCAUUUUGUUAGAUCUUUAGUAGAAUUUUUAUGAAUGAAAGCCAACCAAUUAAUUUACUAUCACACUGGCAAAGAAUUGAUUAUCGUAAAUCAGAAUUCGUAAGUGAGCAAUAUUUUUAAAUAAAAGUAAAUAUAAUUGAGUAGGUCAUCUAAUUGUAGCAGUGUUUUAAAAGAUUUAAAUAUCUAUAGUCCUUACUGUAUUAAGGAGAGAAUGUGCAUGUCCCCGUCCAUGCUGCUGUUUUGUAGGACCAAUAUCUGAGGGGCGGUGUUUAGUGGGAAGGUCAAUAGGGAGAAGGAGCAUUUAAACGGAUGUUAUUUGUAUUGUGUAAUUUUAUCACAAUACAAAUUUAUCAGCUAUGUCAUCAUGAUGUGAUUCUUAGUGUCUGUGUCACUUACGUAGAAAUUACAUUAUAUUAAUCGAGAAUUAAAGUGGACAACAUGUAAUCAAACAAGUUUAGGCAUACCAAUUAGAUGUUCUGAUAAAAAGGUUGUAGAAACUCUUCGUGCACUGUAAUGGCAAAUGUGUUGUUGAAGCAACAUUGUGACAAAACAUCUUUCAGUUAGGACUACUCAUUACUGCAAAGUGCACCGUAUUAGGCCUUGUCCGAAUAACUAAAUUUGAUAGCGCAAAGUCGUAGUUGAUUUACGAUUUUAAAUGCAAUAUUAGACCCGUAGUUCAGUUAUGUAAGUGUUAUGUCAACCUCAAAGAGUACAGUCUACGGUAAAGUACUUGCAGUAAACUAUCCACGAUAUUUUUUUUAUCAAGUAUAUAUCAAGUCAACAGACUACGGAUGUCUUCGCCAAGUAAUCAAACCCCGAUAAGUUUAUAAUGAAGUUAUGUAUAGAAAUUUUUUUUUAUUGAAAACAGUCUGUUUAUACAGUAUAUACAGUAAUUUAUAUUAUGGCCAGUUAUUUGUACAGUCAGUACUGUAUUUUUGAGUUAGGUCUUGUGCAUUGAAUGCUAUACCGCGUAAAACAUAUUCCACCGUUUUUCCAAUAAAGAAUAUCAUAUGACUGAAAACUUUCUGUACUUUACUUGCUAUGGUAAUCGUUAGACCCUCUUCGCCAGGGGUACUUACUUUAGACUCUCUUGUCAAGGGGUACCGGUACUUAUUUACUAAUCGAUAGACCCUCUUGUUCAGGUGGUGGGGUACUUACUUGUGUACACUCGAUAGACCCUGCCUGUUAGAGCCUCUUGCUACUCCUUUGACCCUCUACAUGCUACUCAUUAGAUCCCAAUGUCCAAGGGUGUACUUGUUCAGACCUUCUUGACUAUGAGUACUUGCUACGCGUUGGAAUCCCUUCUUCAGUGAGUAAUUUGCUACUUGUUAGGCGCUCUUGUCUAGGGGUAGUACUUCAUUGUCAGUAACUGUGUUGCUGAAGAAUUAGUUGCUUUUGCUCCCAUAAGUUUAUAUAGGCUUAUGUCAAUAAAUGUUGCAGUAGGAGACUUGUAGCAGUAAGCCUUAUAUACUUUAUAUACAUGUUUCUCAAUCAAUCAGUAUUAUCAAAACCUAAUAUUAGCCAACAUAUUUUAUACUGAACUUAUUUUGAACAGUUGAUAAAUUGGAUUUUAGAAAAUAUAGCAGUACUGUACUUCAAAA